CAGCAGGCGGCGCGUGAGACCCAGCAGUGUCGCGUGUGCUGACUGGUCAGUUGUGUAUGUACGUGUCAGUGGAAAUUGUAAACUUGAGCUAUAUCUCAUCGGUUUUAUUUACAGGCAUGGAGUAGCUUUAGGUGUUAUUUGAUCAAAAUAACGACAACCACGAUUGCAAUGGAGAACAUCCAGAAUGUCCCAAUUGACAUCCAAACCAGUAAACUCUUAGACUGGCUGGUGGACCGGAGGCACUGCACGCUGAAAUGGCAAAGUGCAGUGAUGACAAUUAGAGAGAAAAUCAAUGCUGCCAUUCAGGAUAUGCCAGAGAAUGAGGAGAUCAAACAACUGCUCUCUGGCUCAUAUAUUCAUUAUUUCCACUGCUUACGAAUAAUCGAAAUAUUAAAAGGAACAGAGGUGUCCACCAAAAAUAUUUUUGGCAGAUAUUCAUCACAAAGGAUGAAGGAUUGGCAAGAAAUAGUGUCCCUGUAUGAAAAAGACAAUGUCUAUUUAGCUGAAGUGGCCAGUAUAUUGAUUCGUAGUGUAAGUUAUGAAGGUCCUGCUUUGAGGAAGCAGGUGUCUAAAGCUCAGCAGCUGCAGCAGGAGUUGAGCAGAAGAGAACUGGAGUGUCAGAGCGGUGCCACUGACAUGAGGGAACGCUAUUAUGCUGCCUGUAAACAGUAUGGGAUACAGGGGGAAAAUGUGGCAAGAGAGUUACAAGCACUCGUUAAGGAUCUGCCUGUAGUUUUAGAAGAAACUGGUAAAAAAGCAGCCUGUCUGGAUGAAGCUAUAAAAUUUUACGCAGCCUUCAUAAACUUUGUUAGCCAUUGGUCUGAAGAAGCACUGCCCAUUCUAAGAUUUGUCCAGAAGAAAGGAAACACAACUGUAUAUGAGUGGAAGACAGGAAAUGUGCCCACAAUUGUAGAGAGACCUGUAAUGGAGGAAGCCCCACCUGAUGUUGUUACAGAGGAGACUAUUGACUGGGGUGACCUCGGCGAUGGCGCUGAUACUGAAGAGGUGAAUUUUGGAAUCUCUGUUGAGGAUGGUGUGGACUUGGGCAUUAGUCCCGAGAUUGGCACAGAGGAAACCAGUGCUGGUGGUAUUGACUGGGGAGCCUCUGAAUUAACACCUGUGGAAAUUGAAAUUGUGGAUGUUGGCACAGACUGUAAGUGUGUUGGGAUUUACUCAAAUUAAAUGUUGAUAACUGUACUUAACAUUAAGAAUUUCUUAUACAUUUUUUCAAAUAAAUGCUGUUCUUUUGAACUUUUUAUUCAUCAAAGAGCAAGUGAUGUAAUGCUAAAUUUCUCCAAACCUGUUUCGAUGAAAAAGCAAACUCAUCUACAUCUUAGAUGGCCUGAGGGCAAGUAUAUUUUCAGCAAAUUUUCAUUUUUAAUUAACCAAUGUGUAUGUUUGUGUCUCAGCUACGUGGAGCGUGUUUCAGAGUUACUGCGGCAGAAACUCAAGCAGGCUGAUAUCUUGGUGUUAAAGCGUGGCACGCUGGCUGAAAAACGACAGGAGGCUCUGGAAGAACAGGCCAAGCUGGAGCCCCGCAUUGAUCUGCUGGCUGCUCGCACCAAGGAGCUCCAGAAACUGAUUGAAGCUGACAUCUCCAAAAGAUACAACAACCGGCCCGUCAACCUCAUGGGAGUUCAUGUGUGACCAAGAAGAGUAUUUUCAUGCUGCACAGAUGUAUCAUUUCAUAAAUAUAUUUUUCCCAUUUAAAUUGGGAAGUUAAUUGUUUUGUGGUGAUUCCUUUUUAUGGUGGAAUAAAAUUGUUGCAAUCACAGCGCUUUCAAUAUUCAAAGAAGGCUGUAAAUAACUUGCGCUUACACAGCUGGCCUCACUAGUCUGAAGUGCUGAAUUCAGUAAAUGAACCGUCUUAAGCGGCCAACAUUUAAAUAUACCAUUGCUAACCCUAAUUUCUGUGAAGAAAAACAUGGCAUUUUACAUGGAAAGACUAUCAAAACUCUAAAAGAAACGGUCAGAAAAAUUUACAUUUUUGCAAACAGCAUGUACAAUAAAGUAAUAACCUAUUU
Sinocyclocheilus grahami is the source of this 2024-nucleotide messenger RNA. It is a transcript of the gene cdk5rap3, whose product is annotated as CDK5 regulatory subunit associated protein 3. The record is from RefSeq and is a predicted model, not a curated record. Lineage: Eukaryota; Metazoa; Chordata; Actinopteri; Cypriniformes; Cyprinidae. Gene Ontology annotation, biological process: regulation of mitotic cell cycle. The transcript is spliced from 13 exons. Gene Ontology annotation, cellular component: endomembrane system.